GAGGCGUCCCUCGUGACGACGGGGUGUCGAUGUCGUGUCGUGCUAAAGAAGUCGAUGAAGAAUUGCACGCAUUCCACACCGGCCUGACGUGUGGAUGGUACAUGUCGUGGUCGCUUCUUCGUAGAUGUACUCGAUGAAGAUUUUUUUUUUCUCAGGUAUGAUGUAGUCAUACAACUCGAUGAUGUGGCGCGGGUCGGUGCAGAUCUCUUGGCGAAUAUAGCUUGGUGCAGCGGUUAUGGACAUGGCUCGAAGAUUGUGGUGGGCGACGGUGCAGGUUUGCCGGCUCGAUGCAGAUGUAGUGUAGAACGAUGUCGAUGCAGGAUUGCUAGGUGAGCCGUACGCUGAACCUUGACGUAAUCUUGGGCUCUUCGCCACACGUACGUGUAGAACCCACCUUGGCCAGUACCUGCAUACAUGCAUCUGAGAUAACAUGCGAGUUAAAUCCCUCCCGUGAUCAGAACACCCGGCUGAGAGGCAUCAAGAUUGGUUCAAGCUCUUGCGUGCGGCCGGUGAAGACGAUCGCUCGUUGUAGUCCCGCGCACUGGAGAUCGAUGUAGAUGGCGAGCUGAACUGCUUCGUGUGGAUGCGUCGGAGGCCGGUCACUGGAUGCGUACUGCGUUGGGAGGAGGUCUGAUUGGAUCCGACGCGGCCGGCUGCUGAUCGCCCAUGGGGUGGAUGCAGAUCGGGUCGAUCGGAAGGCACACGCCCGCGGAGCUGACGCCCUGAUUGCUGGCUCUGCAUGUCGUCGUAGAUGGCGCGCUGGACUGCUCGGAGUAGAUUGGCGUCGCGAGGCCGGUCGUCGACGAGGUAGCCUCUGGAUCACGCUAGUGCAGCCUGCCGCGCGUGCUCCACCACGAGCAUCUUGCUGGAUUUUUCUCGCCGGAUUCAAAGGUCACUGGAUUUAUUUGCUGGCUAAAAGGAAUUGAUCGAAACUAGCUAAGGAAUUGAUCUAUUGCUUGUGAACUCGAAAACUGGAUCUAAAACUACAUGACCGAUCAAAUAUUUGAUUGAUCGGGUGCCGCGCCUCCGGGAGAGAUUAAUUUCCCCGGGGGCGGCGAGCUGCGGAAGUGGUGGAAGGUCCUAGGAUCGGCGUUCGUUGGACAAACCGCUCUAAUGUGAAAAUUGUAGUAUGACUAAUGUUUGUUGUUGUAUUGAUCUGACCCUUGUGUAGGGUAUAUAUAGAAGUACAAGAGGGGUAGAGACUUAGAGUACAAGACAAGUUACAUGUGGUUUAAACUAAUUCUAUCUCUAUCUCUUUAUCUCUAACUUAAACCCAAUUAUAUUUCUAACAAUAGCAUCACAUCUAAUGGCUAUAAAAGGUGAAUGAGAUCAAAUUAUAUUUCAUCUAGAUGAGUUCUAGCAAAACUAAGGACGAACUUGGCGUGAAGCCAGCGCCGGUGAUGGCAGACUUCUCGUCCCGUGGGCCAAACACCAUCACUCCUCAGAUCCUCAAGCCUGACGUUACGGCGCCCGGCGUCGACGUGAUCGCCGCGUACAGCGAGGAAGCUCCGGCAACCGACCUGCCUUUCGAGGACCGCCGUGUCCCCUACAACAUGGUGUCCGGCACCUCCAUGUCAUGUCCCCACGUGGCGGGCGUGGCCGGCCUGAUCAAGGCGAAGUACCCUGACUGGAGCCCCGCGAUGAUCAAGUCGGCGAUCAUGACCACCGCAUUCACCGGAGCCAACGACGAGGGCCAAAUCCGGGACGAGACCGGCGCGGCCACCACCCCGUUCAGCUACGGCUCCGGCCACGUGAACCCCGUCCAAGCCCUGGACCCCGGCCUGGUGUACGACACUACGCCGUACGACUACGCAAACUUCCUCUGCUCCAUGAGGCCGACCCAGACGCAGAACCUGCUCCCCUUGUCGAUCCCCUUGCUCCUCCCUCUGCUCGUCGGCGCCAAUGCCAACCCGUUCCAGUGCAGCAUUGGCGCCUACCGCCCCGAGAACCUCAACUACCCAUCCAUCUCCGCGGCUUGCCUCUCCGGCUCCGGCACCACCACGGUGAAGCGCAGGGUGAGGAACGUGGGCGCGGGGCCGUGGCUCCAGUACAAGGUUACCGUCGUGCAGCCGACUGCGGGGGUCAGGAUCACGGUGCAGCCGAGCACGCUGAGCUUCGGUAAAAUCAACGAGGAGGAGUUCACCGUGAAGCUGGAAGUUUACGACACUGCCCCGGCCGCCGGCUACGUGUUCGGCAGCAUUGAGUGGUCGGACGGGAAGCACCGCGUCCGGAGCCCCGUCGUGGCCACCACCAAGUGCGGGUAAGGCAGGGUGAUCAGCUGAGAUUCCUUCAAGCUGGAAUCGGCAAUCAAAAACACCUGUGAUGGCACGCUAAGGUUGACCAUUUGUGUUCGGCUAAACAAAAGAACCGUUGUAAUCUUGUCCCUCCAUGUAUUGCCACAGUGUUGCAUCGAAACGUCAGAACUAAUCUGUAAGGGUAACUUCAGGGCAGGAGCCCAAUAAUGCUACACGCACGGACGAAUACGGACGUUUACGGGGCUGACUAGGAAACCAUCCGACGUGUCGGCGCUGAGGAAUGAAACAGUUAGAAAAAUGGAGAACGUGCCGCUGUUUAC
Messenger RNA from Triticum aestivum (bread wheat), 2575 nucleotides. Its product is annotated as subtilisin-like protease SBT5.3. Gene Ontology annotation, molecular function: serine-type endopeptidase activity. The record is from RefSeq and is a predicted model, not a curated record. Bases 1350 to 2264 code for a protein of 304 amino acids. Lineage: Eukaryota; Viridiplantae; Streptophyta; Magnoliopsida; Poales; Poaceae. Gene Ontology annotation, biological process: proteolysis. The transcript is spliced from 3 exons.